AUGCACGGAACGCAAGAAGUACUCAUCAGCGACAAUGGACCACAAUUUCGGAGACUUGUGGGCAGUGACUUUGCUACAUUCGCGAAAGAGUGGUCAUUUGAACACAUGACUUCUAGUCCACGUUUUCCACAAAGCAACGGCUUCGUCGAAGCCGCUGUCUGUGUCAUAAAGCUCAGUCUCAAAAAGUCGGACGAUGCGUAUAAAGCUCUUCAGAGCUACCGCGCUACACCAUUAGGAAAUGGUUUCAGUCCGGCUGAGCUACUUAUGGGUCGCCGUCUUCGCACGUCGCUUCCUACCGCCGCGUCGCUGUUAAGUCCAAAGACACCAAAUCGGAAUCAGUUGCGUCAAUGGGAAGAGCGUCGCAUUGAAAUGCAAAAAAGAAACUAUGACCAGCGACAUGGUGUGCGAACCUUGCCACCCCUACGGCAAGGCGAGAGGGUAUGGAUAACGGACACCCGAUCAAGUGGCGUGGUUCAGGCACCAGCAGCAGCGCCUCGGUCCUACAACAUUCAGAUGGACGAUGGUGUACUCCGUAGGAACAGAUAUCACUUGAUACCUGUACCGUCACCGUCCUCUGAUUGCCCCCAAAAAGGUCCUUCUGCAGACACGUUAGCAGCUCCCACGUCCGACUCUCGUCCCCAGUAA
Ornithodoros turicata is the source of this 645-nucleotide messenger RNA. RefSeq lists its product as uncharacterized. The record is from RefSeq and is a predicted model, not a curated record. The transcript has a single exon. Gene Ontology annotation, molecular function: nucleic acid binding. NCBI's taxonomy places the organism in Eukaryota, Metazoa, Arthropoda, Arachnida, Ixodida, Argasidae. Gene Ontology annotation, biological process: DNA integration. Bases 1 to 645 code for a protein of 214 amino acids.